Molecule: messenger RNA, 1145 nt
Organism: Poecilia reticulata (guppy)
Lineage: Eukaryota; Metazoa; Chordata; Actinopteri; Cyprinodontiformes; Poeciliidae
Gene: cenpw
Product: centromere protein W
Biological process (GO): kinetochore assembly; mitotic cell cycle; chromosome segregation
Cellular component (GO): kinetochore; nucleoplasm
Molecular function (GO): DNA binding; protein heterodimerization activity
Source: RefSeq, a predicted model, not a curated record
CGGUAGGAGGCGCGGCCACAUUGAAAGACACACAAGCGACUAAAAAGCACGAAGAACUAAUUGCGCCGGAAGUCAGAGAAGCGGGAGAUUGGAAAACGUAAACAGAGUAAACAACCUUGUGAAUUGCAGCCGGAGCAUUCACAAAAAUGCUGAAAAAGCCGCCGAAGCUAAAAAGCACCAUGAGGUCUAAAGCCAGGGGGAACGUGAACAUCACAGCGGACUCGGAGGCGUUGAUUGAACUACUUACACUACUGUUCUUCAGCAGCCUGGCUGAAGAGGCGAAGGCCAAGGCGUUUGAGGAGAAAUCUGCAACAAUCAGAGCUCACCAUGUCAAAGCAGUGACUAAGAAAGUGCUAAAAAAGGCAAGAGGAUGAAGAAGACGAGGAGUAUCGUGAAGAACUUCUUCAUAAAAGUCUUUUCAUGCUUUUAUUUUAUUUUUUUAAAUCUCUCUUGCUAAAAUGUUCUUUAUUUCCCUAUUUACUCUGUCUUCGUGUGGGUUUUCUGCUUUUUAACUUGUAUUCUGGCUCUCAGUUGAGUUUUCUUUCCUCUCUCUCCGUCUCACAGCUAUAAUCCAGACGAUUCCAGAAUAAUUUCAUAAUAUCUGAGCUUAUUUAUGACAUGAAACAGGCUUGUGUUUAGGGGCUUCUUCACAGCGCGUUAGUGCUCGACAUCCGCUCGGCUCUCGUCUCGCUCUCCCGCUCAUCCGUCAUGGUUUCUGUCUUCAGCUGCACGCUUCACGGCCCCCUUCGAAUUCCUCGCUUCGUCACGGCACACAGAAUAUCUGCACCAUCAGAUGAUAUCCUGCUAAUUCCUUAUCACCACUGAUCAGAUGCCAUUCACAAAAGGAAAGGUCAAAGUAAAGACAAAUCUUUUCAGUGUUGCUUGUUAUAUGAAAUAGCAGUUUUUUUUAAUUAUUAUUAUUAUAAUUUUUUAUUUAUGGGUCAUUUUGCAAACGCACCAAGUUCUGUUAAAGUGAUUGUGUCAAACAUUCCCGUGUUCAUGUUUUGUAGGACCCAUUUCAGCUGUGAUCUGAGAUGUUAUAUGAUACAUCAACACAGAAUAGUGCUUUAUUUUGUGAAGUGGAAAGAAAAUUCUGAAUGUUUUUGUUUUAUUUUCAAUAAAUAAUCUGUAAAGUCUGAUCUAUA